GAUGAGUCAAACGGACAGAGAACUGUCUCUUAAGAUUUACCCGCAUUUAUGUAAUAUAUUUGGGACUGAGGAAGUUGUGAAAACAAGAAGAAAGCUAUUGUGUGCAUAUGACAGUGUUCUUCGAAUUCUAAACUUCACAGUUAUAAGCAGUGGGAGUAAAGCAGAAGGUUUAGACCUUAACGGAAGUGAUUAUGAUCAAAUGUUUAUUCAUCAUCUUUUCCAGGUUUAUGAAAAUAAGGAAAACGUGUCAUCCUCCGCAAAAAAUACACCUAUAGUAAUGGACAUCAGUGACACAAACCCAGGAUUUACGAAGCUAAAGCUGUAUGAGCAACGACACAUGUAUCAUAUAAACCAGUGGAGAGAGACUGUUAAUGGAGAAACAUACAUUUCAAGUAAAUUAUUUCGGGAGCACGGUUUGCGAAGUAGUAUGAUAAUUCAUGGACCAUGUCAAUCUUUCCCGGGUGAUAUUUAUGAUUUGGCAUUUUGUUUGAGGUGUAAGGAAUGGGUAACACCUGCUCAUCAAUGGGUUUUCAGAUCCAGAUCAACCUGGCCAGAUCAUGGGUUGGUUAUGUCUGUUAUAAAGGAAGGCGUUUUAUUUGUGCCCAUUGGUUGUAAAGGAUCAUUGGAUGAAGAUUUAGAAUGGCGAAUAUCAUUUUCUAUGGCAGAGAAGCAACUUAUUUUUUCAUUUUCUCAUACUCAGUUAUUAUGUUACGCCUUACUGAAGAUAAUUUUGAAAGACAUCAUAAAGGGAAAACAUGGUGAUCUGAUUUGUUCUUAUUUUCUUAAAACUAUAUUAUUCUGGGUAUUUGAAGAAUCAAGACCUUCUGAUUGGCAUCCUGGUAAUAUAAUUCCUUGUUUUAUCAACUGUCUGAAACGGCUGAUUUACUGUGUUCAAUAUAAAACCUGUCCUCAUUAUUUUAUUCCAGAAAACAACUUUUUCGAAAGCAGAUUUACUAAUUAUCAACAUAAAUGUUUACUUAAUACAUUACAUGAUAUAUACAAUUCAUUAUGGCCCUUCAUUUUCCAUACGGAUACAUUUCAAGGGUUCAUUAAAGAGCAAAUAAAUUCGUCAUUCCCUUAUUUGACAGCAUCUUCAAUUUCAUGCUUAUCAAUGACAUCAUUUUGGUUUCUUUUUUUGAGAUCUACAAGCAUCACUUCUAUUAUCAAUAUAAACGAUAAAGAACUAUCUACACACAUGAUGUCUCUGUUUGCCAUCAAUUUGAUGCAAUCAUCAGUUGAACUCAACUUUGAAGCAAGUAACAAUUUAGUGUACUAUCAAUACCAGAUACAAUUAAAAUGCUUUAAGGCAGGGCUAUAUUUCGAUGCUAUUUCCACUUGGUCAUUGCUUGCAUCGUUAUUUUAUAAACAAAAGAGAUUUCACGAAUGUAAAUAUAUUAUUAACUAUACUUUGUCAAAAUGUACUCCCGAUAAAAUUGUGUUACCUUGUAAUAGUUUGCCGGAACAGACUUAUUUCCAGAAAGUCAAAGAAGCAGUCGGAAUGUUGUUAACAUGCAAACAUUUAAUCAUUGGUAUGUUGCUGUUUAAAAGACCUUAUUAUUUAUUGCCAGUAGAAUUGUUCCCAUUAAUUCAACAUAGAUUUUCAAAGUACGCAUUCAGAAUCCCUGCUGUGGUGUAUUUAAAUAUGUUAUCGUUUUUGUGUGUAUAUCAUAUUGGAGAUAACAGAGGCAAACUAAAUGCACUGAGGGAUCUAGAACUUACUAUUCGAGAAAGAUACUUUAUUUUACCUUGCGACAAGGAAAUGGUAAUUCAGUGUUUCCAAAUUGUUAAAAGUAUGAUGUAAUUGUAAAACAAUAAACACCUUAAUCUGUAUUAUUCAACAAAAACAAUGGAGAGAUCCAAUAAUGUCUUUUUAAUGUUAACAAAUUUCCGACAACCAUUUAAGAUGGCAUUGAAAUAACCAUUAUACUAAAAUGUAUUGUACCGUUUGCGCAAUACACUAGUUAUAGUUAGUAGAUAAGUUUAUAUAUGACACAAAACAAAACAUAGAUGUGUAUUCUUUUCGAAAUUAUCAAAUGCAACCUAUAACUGUUACUGCAAUUUGUAUUUUAAAAAUAGAGUGACCUAUUUAAGCAGGAACUUCUUUCUACUCCUGUUUCUGGUUGGUGUUUGGUGCUCAAUCUUUGAGUUUCUUUGUUGUGUGCUGUUAGUGUUGCUUGUAUCGGCGAUUUUCUAUUUAAUUUCUGUGUGACCGGGGUUAUCAUGUUAUAUUUAAUUUCACCUUGGUAUCUGUUGUCUCUUAUCAGCAUUACUAUUUUGUGAAAAGAUGUUAAAUAUUACCAGCCGCGGUUACUUAUUGUUUUGUACAUAUACAUGUUUAUUGAAUUCGUAUUUGUUAUAGCCAAUUAGGCAGAACUUUAGUAACAGUAUUGUGUGAUCGAACUUUCCAAUUGCCGCAAGUUUAUUGUUUCUAUAUUUUUCUUCCGGUUUAUAUAAUCCAUUCAUCCAAUUUUGACUCUUUAAAAUUCAAGAGUCUAUCCUAAAUUGAGGUAAAUUAAAUGGCCUUCCAAAUACUUUUCGAUCACUAACAUCACUGAAGAGACAUUAAUUGUCGAAAUUCGGAUAUGGUUUUAAAAAAUUUAGCACCUCAUGUUGUAGUUUACCAUCUUUGCCUCAAGUUUAUUGUUUUCUACUUGGUAUUUAGAUUAAUAGAGACAUUCAUUGUGUUACAUCUUGUGAUCAUUUUAUUUGGCAAUCAUCAAUGGCCGUCAGCAGGGUUUAAGAACAUCAGUUGUUCAACCUGUUAGUCAAAUGCGUUUUGUUGAAAUAUAUUGUUUCACUCUUCUGGUCUAUUGAAAAAUUUGACAAUUUGAAUAUACCACAACUGUUUUAUAACAGCUGUAACUGAUUUAUAAUACCGAACAUAUAUUGGCCUCACUGUUGGUGAAAUUUUAAGUUAUUAACCGAACGAUGAAUAAUUAGUUUCUUCACCGAAGAUGGAACAGCUUGUCAAAGUUGUUCAUUGGUCCUGUAAAAUUGAGAAUAUCCACGUCAUAUGAUCUUUCAUUAAUUAGUAGAUAUAUUACUAGUAAAUGAUACUGUGAAGUAUAAUCUUAUAAACAAGUGCAUCUG
Messenger RNA from Mytilus trossulus (common blue mussel), 3090 nucleotides. RefSeq lists its product as uncharacterized. NCBI's taxonomy places the organism in Eukaryota, Metazoa, Mollusca, Bivalvia, Mytilida, Mytilidae. Bases 2 to 1801 code for a protein of 599 amino acids. The transcript has a single exon. The record is from RefSeq and is a predicted model, not a curated record.